This is a messenger RNA of Lagopus leucura (white-tailed ptarmigan), 4140 nucleotides long. RefSeq names its product solute carrier family 39 member 14 (gene SLC39A14). Gene Ontology annotation, molecular function: zinc ion transmembrane transporter activity. Lineage: Eukaryota; Metazoa; Chordata; Aves; Galliformes; Phasianidae. Gene Ontology annotation, biological process: intracellular zinc ion homeostasis; zinc ion import across plasma membrane. Bases 121 to 1560 code for a protein of 479 amino acids. The record is from RefSeq and is a predicted model, not a curated record. Gene Ontology annotation, cellular component: membrane. The transcript has 10 exons.
GGGACGUGGAGCGAGCGAGCGGGGCUGCGGGAGGAGGGCCUCUGGAGUUGCAGCCCCACCACAGCCGCGUCCUGCUGCUCGGCACGCUCACGGCGCGUUCGUCCCCCCGCAGCUCGCACCAUGCCCAACCCCGCCGCGCUGCCGCUGCUGCUGCUGCUGUCCCUGCGCUGGGUGCCGGCGGGCGGCGACGCGCUGCUCCCCCCGCUGUCGGCCGCGUCGUUCCUGCAGGAUCUCCUGCGGCGCUACGGGGAGGGCGAAGCGCUGAGCCUGGAGCAGCUGAAGGCGCUGCUCAACCGCCUGGAUGUGGGAGUGGGGCGCGGCAACGGCUCGCAGCCCCGCGCCAACGUGUCCCGGUGCUUCAGCUCGGCCGAGCUGUUCGCCGCGCACAACCUGAGCGAGGGCUCCGUGCUGGGCGCCGCGGAGCUGCGCGCCUUCUGCCCCGCCGUCCUGCAGCAGCUCGAGUCGGCGGCGUGCGCUGCCGAGAACCUGGAGAACGAGGAGAACGAGCAGACGGAGGAGAGCAGACCCAGCUCGGCUGAAGCGUGGGGCUUUGGUUUUCUCAGUGUGUCGAUGAUAAACGUGGCCUCGCUGCUCGGCCUCCUCAUCGUCCCCUGCACCCAGAAGGCCUUUUUCAGCCGCGUCCUCACGUUUUUCAUCGCGCUGUCCAUCGGCACGCUGCUCUCUAACGCGCUCUUCCAGCUCAUCCCAGAGGCGUUCGGCUUCAACCCUCAAGAAGAUUAUUACGUCUCCAAAUCCGCCGUGGUGUUCGGGGGCUUCUACCUGUUCUUCUUCACGGAGAAGAUCCUGAAGAUGCUGCUGAAGCAGAAGGACCCGCACCACCACGGGCACAGCCACUACGGCGCCGAGGCUCUGCCCUCCAGGAAGGACCGGGAGGAAGGCGUCACCGAGAAGCUGCAGAACGGGGACCUGGACCACAUGAUCCCGCCCGUCAGCAGCGAGAUGGAGUGCAAGAGCCCUGCUGGCGACGGGAAGGUCGUGGUGGGAUCGCUGAGCGUCCAGGACCUCCAGGCCUCGCAGAGCGCCUGCUACUGGCUGAAGGAGGUGCGCUACUCCGACAUCGGCACGCUGGCCUGGAUGAUCACCCUGAGCGACGGGCUGCACAACUUCAUCGACGGCUUGGCCAUCGGGGCCUCCUUCACCGUGUCGGUCUUCCAAGGCAUCAGCACCUCCGUGGCCAUCCUGUGCGAGGAGUUCCCGCACGAGUUGGGGGAUUUUGUCAUCCUGCUGAACGCCGGCAUGACCAUCCGCCAGGCGCUCUUCUUCAACUUCAUCUCGGCCUGCUGCUGCUACGUGGGGUUGGCCUUCGGCAUCGUGGCCGGCAGCCACUUCUCUGCCAACUGGAUCUUUGCCCUGGCCGGCGGGAUGUUCCUGUACAUCGCGCUGGCUGACAUGUUCCCCGAGAUGAACGAGGUGAGCCGGGAGGACGAGCAGAACGGCAGCGCGCUCGUCACCUUCGCCAUCCAGAACGCGGGGCUGCUGACGGGCUUCAGCAUCAUGGUGCUGCUCACCAUGUACUCGGGGCAGAUCCGCAUCGGGUAGGCCCGGCCCGCGGCGGAGCCCUGCGCCAGUUUUCCCUUUAUUUUGGGGGGGGGGUUAGGGGAUUUUUUUCUUUCCUUUCCUGCUGCAAACAUCCGUCGGUAGCCGUGCAGGCGCUGGCGUCACGGAACACUACAGAAGAGGCUUUGCUUCCAAAGCUUUCCCACGGGCCCCCCGUUAGCACCAGGCUGUGGCCCCUGCGCCGCAGGACGGAGCCGAGCCCAGCAUCUCAGCACCGCGUUCCUUUUCCCCUCACGGCUCGGGGGAAGGAUGGAGUCGGGGCGCAGAGCUGCGCCGCUGCCCGUUGGUGUCGGAGCUGCGCGAUGCGGUGACGCGGGGCUGGCGCUGGACGCGAGCUGCCUGCUGCUGCUCAGAACCAACGGGCGCCCAGAGACGGGAAAUGGGCGGCGCGAGGGGCGGGCGCCUCUCAGGACUCGGAGAUCCUCGGAGCAGCGCCGGGCCGAGGGCGGCCGUGGGAGCAGAGGAGCUGCGGAGGCUCCGUGAGCACAGCUCGCCACUCGAGGCUCUUGUUGCUGCCCCUACAACCAGCCCUGGAGCUGCUCUGCUCCGUUCUGCCCGGGGCGAGGAGGAGCAGGAAGGGGGCUGUUCUAUGGCUGUUCUAUGGCUGUUCUAUGGCUGUUCUAUGGCUGUUCUGUUCUAUGGCUGCGGGUGGCGGCGCUCGCAGCAGAGGAGACCAAAGCACGGCACGCACGGCCUGAGCUGCAGUGCGAUGCAAAGUGCUGCUGUGAGCAGAACGAACCUGCUGCUCUGGGAGCAAGGAGGGCAGAGCGCAGAGCAGGGCAGCGAGCCGCAGCCCCACCAAGGGCGGCCACAGCCUGCAGUGUGAGCACACAGACAGCGGGGAACAGAGGCCUGCUUUUAAACGCUGCUGCUGCGGCGCAGAGGUGCUGGGGGGGGAGGGGCGCCUUGGUGGUUUUUUUUGUUGUUUUUUUUUUCCUAAAACAAACCAGAAAAAGGAAAAGAGACUGCGAACCUCCUCGGGUUGUGCACUGCCAGCCCUUGGAGGAGCCACGGUGGCGCUGGAGGCGCAGCACAGCCCUGCCUCUGCGUUCCCUGGGUGAAUCGGCCCGUUAUCACAUUGAUGACGCUGCCCACCCCUGCGAUUCCUCGCGCCCCUUCCUCCCCCCACCAGCAGCGGGGCUUCGUGGACGUGGAGCCCCCUGUGGGAACUGGGAUGGAAAUGGAACUGGAGGUGCUUUGUGCUGAGCGCCUCCGCUGCUCCCUGCCCGUGUGACGGAGCGCUGGGCGUUCAGCCACUGCGGGUCGGAGCCGAGGCUCUCCAAAAUCUUCCACCCGUGUUGGAAGGAAUGGGGGCACCGUGGUUCCGCUUCACCUCCCAGCUGCUCACCCUGAGAGCGGUGCAGGGCGCCGUCCUGCAGCACCGCUGUGCUUCCAGCAGCUCGGGGAGCCGCUGCCUUGUCCCACGGGCGGCCAGCAGGUUGAACAGCAGAGCUGGAGCCGGGAGCCUUGGCAGCGGCCCUGGCCCACGUGGCACCUUCGCAGGACGGGCGCCGGGUGGAAAGUCAGGAGCCCCAGCGAUGCAGCUGGGAGGGAGGGAAAGCUCCGUGCCUCUGCAGCCUCACCGACACGGUGUGGAAAAACCGACUCCUCGGAGGGAUGGGGUCUGCCUGCCCCCUCAGGGCAGCGUUUGGAAAGCACUGUGCUGCUGCUGCUGGGGCAGAGGGCAGCGCCGGAACCCCGGGGCUGAGCAGGGCCAAGGAAAAGCCUUCGUGCUGGAGGCGAGCGGGGAAAACCUUUGGGCUGCACCCGAGCACCGCAGCGCUGGGGGUCCUCUGCGUCCCACGGAGCUGAGAACCAACUCUGCAGUGGGGAUGGAGAGUCCGUGUCCUCAUCUCGUGUUGAAUCCCUUGUUUUGCCCGUUGACUCGAGACGUCUGCAGCCCAUCCGCGCAGCCCUGGAGGAAGGAGCUCCUUGCAGAGGGCAGCCCCCCGUCCCCGAAGGGAUGCUGCUGGUUUCUGGCUGUUCUGGGGGGGAGGAGACGCCCCCCUCAGCCGAGGGCCGGUGGGAGGAGCUGCAGCCUUUGGACGGCACUGACUUUGGAUUUGUGCCGUCGUUUCCACGCCCAGCAGCAGCUCAGGCCGCAUCUCAGUAUUUUAUAACUCAGGUGUUGUCGAAAACCAGGAGCGUGAGGCGGUGCUGCGCGAGCUGCAAAGUCCUUUGUACGGCUCCACCAAUAAACGAUGUUCCGUAACGACGGGACGGCGGCGCUCACAGCUCCCGUUUCUCCACGGGCCGGGGCUGCGUCCCCUCCCCGCCCCCCGCUGCUGGGCCGCCUUCAAGUCGAACAAACUCCUUUUUCUGCCUCCUUUCGUUGCGUUGCCCUCGGCAUCUCGCGAUGCUCGGCGCUGCGCUCCUCUCCCCGGAUUCGUGCCGUCGCCCCCCUGCAUGGAGAGGAAAAAGGAAGAAAAACACCCCCCCCCCCCCCCCCAUUUUGCCUUUCCAGGCCGCUUUCCGCUGCUUUUCACAGCGGGAGCUCAUUGCUCGGAAGCCCAUCUCGGCACAAACACCCUCAAAAUAAAAACAGGAAAACGGCUGCAGUGA